UCCAUUGGGUUGAGACCCCCACUCCAAUUCGAGAUCGACAUCUCUCUCUCUCUCUCUCUCUCGACUCACAUACACAUCAAACCUUAGUGGUACAACGCUCCAUCUCUCUCAUUUUUUUUCCUUGGCUGGUUUUCUGGCCUUUUUUUCCUUCUUCCUCGUUCUUUCUGUUCAGGCUCUACAAUGGCCGCUUUACUUCUCCUUGUGCUUCUUCUGGCCAUAAGUGGUGGUUCUGAUGCUGCUUGGUGUGUUUGUAAGUCUGAUCAGAGCGACCCUGCUUUACAAAAGACCAUAGACUAUGCUUGUGGAGCUGGGGCUGACUGCACCGCUAUCCUCCAGAAUGGGGCAUGCUAUAAUCCUAACACAGUGCUUGCACACUGCUCUUAUGCUGCCAAUAGCUACUACCAGAGGAAAGGCCAGGCUGAUGGGUCCUGUGACUUCUCUGGCACUGCCACCCUCACCAACUCAGACCCUGGUGGAAAUGGUUGCACUUAUCCUGCAACUACCAGUGCUGCAGGAACCUCAAGCACUCCUACCGGCACAAACACCGCAGGCUCAUCUACUACAACUGGUACCACCUCCUCAACUGGGACCGGGGGAGGAGUGCUGGGACUAGGUCCCACAGGCACAAGCAGCAUGGAUGGCAAUGAUGGUGGCUUGCUUCCAAAGGCUAAAAUGGCCUCACUCCUCUCAGCCAUCCUCCUCUCUGUUCUUGCUUUCUUGAGGAUUUGAUUCGUUUAUACCAGUGCUCUUUUGGUUGGGUGGUGGAUUGGGGUAUCCAUCUAGACAUAUUCCCCACACUAAGCUUGCUGUUUAGUCUCUGGAAGGGGCUUUUGAUAUCUUUUGGGGUGUAGAUUGGUGGGAUGGAAGUCUCUUUCUUUUAUGGAGCUUUGUCCUUGUAUUUCUUUUUGUAAAUCUAGGGAGGUACUAAUUUGUUUAUUUUUGGGAAUGGUUUCAUUUAAUUUUUAGGCAUAUCUGUGUGUGAGUUGUCAUGCA
This is a messenger RNA of Elaeis guineensis (African oil palm), 993 nucleotides long. RefSeq names its product PLASMODESMATA CALLOSE-BINDING PROTEIN 1. NCBI's taxonomy places the organism in Eukaryota, Viridiplantae, Streptophyta, Magnoliopsida, Arecales, Arecaceae. The record is from RefSeq and is a predicted model, not a curated record.